Molecule: messenger RNA, 9181 nt
Organism: Corythoichthys intestinalis (scribbled pipefish)
Lineage: Eukaryota; Metazoa; Chordata; Actinopteri; Syngnathiformes; Syngnathidae
Exons: 7
Coding region: 8165-9037 (290 amino acids)
Source: RefSeq, a predicted model, not a curated record
ACCUGGCAUCGACAACCAUGGUUUUCUUCCAUGAGACAGUUGAGAUGUUUGGCGUACCACUGAGGUAAAAAUUGAGCACAGCAAUGCUCAGUUUUGUUGGCUGACUUACUUGAGCUAUCGUAAGACCUGGUUAGAUCGAGACUUAGACAACUGGUUAAAUAUCCAAGAGUUCUACGUAUUUACUGUGGACGAUGUCUGUUUUCUUUACUUUAUCAGAGUCCGGGGUGAUCAUGGGGUAGAGAAUUUCGAUGUGGCACGAUUUAUGUUUUCUGUCAGAGGAACAGGAAGGAGCAGUUUCAUCGACGGUAAAAGUGUACCAAAGGUAAUUGUUUUCAUUAGUCUGUCAUCAUAAUGAAUAAAAACGACCAUGUUAUUAUAGUGUGAUUACCUACCUUGCUUCACUCACCUAUAGUUAAAAUGUACAAUUACGAACACUAAGGAAUACAGUUUUUGUUGAGUUGGAUCUGACAGCUGUUUUGUACUCAGUUCUGGGUGCAGAACCCGAACCUGAUGUAAAUUUUUGUCAUCACAUCAUGGUUUUGAAGUAUUAGCUGUAUGGCCUGGCGUUGUUCAGGUGGUGUAACGUGAAAACAAUCCAACCAAAUCACAGAUAAAACAUACUGUUCUUUGAGAUGCAGCUGUAAUGCAGUAAUCAUAACAGGACUCUGUAAAGGGGUUAUAGCCAAAUCGCUUUUCCAUUAUUGUGUUUAGUAUAAAUAUAUCCAGCUGAACUCAAUCCCUUAUUGAUAUUUUGGAAAAUUGCACAUUUUUUAAAAUCCAGCAUCUUGUGGAAUACUCAAAGCUACAACAUAUCAUAAUUGUACAUGAAACUGUGAAGUUGGAAAGCCAACUGGCACUUUGCAAUCCAAGAGACAUUUGGACUUUUGUCCAAAAAUUGGCGCUGUCUUCUCCACAUUCAGGUCGCAUUUUCUUUGCUAAAUUUGGCCGUUUGGAAUUCAUUUUCCAUACUACAAGGAGGGCGUAUGUAUAGAGAUCAAACCCAUCUAAGAACACUCCCAGACAGAUAAAGUACAACUGUGUAAAAUUUUGUAAAAAUCCGGCCAGUUGUUUCGGCGUCCACAGGAAACAAACGCACUCAGAGAAAGUUCCAUUUAUAUAUAACUAUAGAUAUAGAUAGGCUCCUUCGUUUAAAAAAAAAAAAAAAAAGUAUUUCAUAAAAUGUAUAAUGCAAGUUUCAAAUAUCAACAUAAAUUAAUAUGAAAGAAAAAGGCAUGACUUAAAUUUUUAUGACAUUGGAUACUACAGUUGUUUUCAAGUAGUAACAACAUAGUAAAUAGGAACGCUGUAGUGAAAAUAAAACUAAUGGGUAAGACCCCAAAAAAUUAUUCUGAAUUCAAAUUCUGCAUUACAUUUCAAACAUUUUAUCCCCAACAGGUCCCCCAUUUAUUGUUUUGUUUGUGUUAGGAUAAACACUAACACACAUUUUUCUGAAACAGAAUUAAACGCCUUUGGAGAGAUGUCUUUAGUGCUGUCACCAGCAGAUUCUAUGAUAUAUUACAUCAGCUCGAGGAGGAGGGGCAUCUUGAUCUGUCCAGCAAUCGUCACAUCUUUGCCUGCCAUUACGCCUUCAUUCCCCUUAUCCAACGCCACCUUGAUAUUUUCCGAGAUGGCUGGGAUGACCACCCCCUACGAACGGACGGGAACCUCUCCCCAACUCAGUUGUAACAGUUGGGGCAGCAAUAUCACUCCCAGGAAUGUGAUGAGGUCUUUAUUAUUUUGCUAGAUACAAGUAAGUUUAGACCCAACAAUUCUUGGUGCCGAAAGCCGGGCCUAAAAAUCCGCGUCCCUCCGGGCCGCCGCGGGGCCAGUGGACGCCGCCGGGAUAUUUACGACCUUCUUCUCGUGACCGGGCGGCUGCGCCUUUGUUCCUGCGACGGCCCGGUCCCAGACGAACCAGGGCAGGACGGAGUGAGGUAGGAUAAAGUUUAAUUAAGUUGUUGACGCUUUCGGGUUUAAAUACGGGGCGGAUUGAAUUGUGAAGUCGAAGUACUGACUCAUAAUUGUUCGAAGUACUGAACAUCCGUUAAGUAAACCGUUGAAAUUUAAACCAUCCUAGUUCGAAGUACUGAACUAUUGUGUGACGAAUUACGUGCGUUUAAAGGGUCUAAAAACGUUACGUAAACAGUAAUCCUCGAAGUACUGAGGACUAACACACAGGCGAUAUUUUGCGAAGUAAAGACAAAAUAUUGCAGAAAGCGGGCCGAAGUACCGAGCCAUAAAAAGUUAUAAAAAUGUCCGAACCCGGAGUCAGAGACGAGAUAAAGCAAACAUAAUAGCGUAAUAAAAAGCCAAGGUAGGACAGAAUUUAAAGCUUUUUGAGUCCGUAGAGAUAUUGAUGUGCAUUUGUGUAAUGUCAGGGACUUACAAAUUUAGUUCAGGGAACUGCACAUAGAAAUAACGUGCGUGCGUCUUGUGUUACGAGGCGUUUCGGGAAAAAUAAUAUUCUGCGUUUCGGAAUAUUAACACGUACAUAGAAAUAACAUGUGUACGUCUUGCGUUACGAGGCGUUUCGGGAAAAAUAAUAUUCUGCGUUACGGAAUAUUAACACGUAGAACGGUAUUUUGCGUUACGAAAUAUCGUAGAGAAAAGGGUCUGGGACCCAACGGACUUUAAAAGAGUGAUAAAGUAGGAGCAGAAGCGAGGAAGACUAACAUUACACAAAUUAUAAGCCAUAAAUAGACGGAAGCGUACAAAUAACGUGCCGACAUAAAAUACUUAAGAUAUACAAGCCCGUGCACGGCAAAUAAAAUCGAAAUUACGUGAAAUAGAGGUAAUUGAAACAACGAAACUUGCGAAAAUGGGUCAAAACGUCGCUAAAACAAUAGAAGAUAGACCGGAAAAUGAUGAAACGGGAAAAACGAAAGGUGAAUUCGGUUGUGAAUAGGAAUUUCUGUGUAUUUGUGUUGACAGUUUGUCAUUGAGCUCAAAUUGUUUGUAUGCUUUUAUUUUUGGUCUGGUGUGAGCCAUUAGUUGAAUGUACGGUGACUUCGAUUUGUAUUUGAAAUAGUACUGUCUUGUAUGAUAAGUCAUUGUGGAUAACUAUGGUUGUUGUCAUGUGACUGAUUAUGAGGCUGCGUUGUGUCUUUCUUUCAUGAUUUUUCAUGUUCAUAGUGAUAAUUGGUGAAUUGUGAUGUUGAAGGUUUGAGUAAGUUGCAUGAAGGGCAGAGAUAACCAUAAGUUUGGGGAAAAGAGGAGCUGUGGAAGUGGGGCUUGGAAAUUUUUGGGCGUGUGAGACGAGCGUCGAUAAGCGAGGGAAUUGUUUGUAAAUAACUGACCGUUUAUUGCGUAAAUAACUGACCGUUUUUUGUGCAAAAUCGGAAAAAACUGGGAGUUUUUCAACAUGAGGAGUGCGGCCCUUCGGUGGCCCCUAUUUGCAACAUGGGGUCCUCGACGGCAUCCGCUGGGUUUUUGCCCAAAUUAAUUAUAAGGGAAGGUUGUAAUUGCAGCUGGGAAUAUUCCAGCCUUUCCCUUGUACUAUUUAGGAUAUGAUUUUUGAAAUGGAAUCUCAUUAGAGAUAAAAAAUAGACUAUUGAGCUAAAUUGAAACUUAUAGAACACUCUUAUAAGAAAAUAAGAGAAUGGCUUAAAGAGAAAGAAAAUAGUUAAUGUUUUGAAAAAGGAAAAGAUCAACUGUUGAUAAAUAGCUGUUUGAAAAUAAACUUAACAGAUUUAUUUUAAGCAAAGAGCAAGUAUGUUUGAUAAAAAGAAAAUCAGAUUGUUAGAAAUGUUCUUCAUUCAAGAAUAGAUAUUGUUAAAGUAUAUUCUUCUGAAUUAAAGCAGAUAAUUCUACCAACCUGGAGUGACAUACAAGUGGAUGUUUUUUAGUGCACGAAAAAACAUUCUUUGUUCUCCUCUGGACUGCUGAAUUAUCCUCCAUUAUAAAUUAUAUGGAUAUCAGUUGAAAAUGAUUGGAAUUAAAAAAUUGAAUUAAAUGCUAUAAGAGGUAGUGUUUUUAAGUGUUAAAGAAUAGCAGAGAAGCCAUAGUGGAAUAAAAGAGAAAGUUAAAAUAUUUUGUGAAGUAAAUUGAUCCUAAAGAAUUAGAUUUUGACUAAAAACAAUCAAUUGAAUAGAUUAUAAUUGCGUCGUGGAAUCGUAAUUUUUGGAUUACAUGUUGAUGAAUCUUCAACAGUGACCCAAAGAAGGUGAAAAGACAUUUUGUCAGCUCUAAAGAAAUUCCAAAACAAAGAAAAAUUCCAAUUUUGUAAGUUUGAGUGGAACAUUGCGCGAUAUAUUAAUGCCGCUGCAAAUUUCAAUUUACUGAUUAAAAUGGGAGCUGACAAAAUUGAUCAUAAGCAAAUAUUGGCAUUUGCCAAGUGGAAAUUAUUAUACUGGGAGAAUUGUAUCUCUGUAACUUUGGGUUGAUUGCGGAACGUAAACUGUUUUGAUAGAUGGGUUCGUUGUUCUCAAAUUUGCGAAAUAUGAUUACAAUUCUCCCAAGAUAAGCUUAAUUUAUUGAGCUAACCUUUGGUUGAUUUUGUGAAUAUGUUUAACGUGGAGUUUAUAGAAGCUAACUAAGUAAACAGAGAAACUUAGGUAUGGUGCCUCUUGUGCCAUCAAAGAGGACAUUUAGCAAAGGAAUGUGAGUGGGAGACAUAAGCGAAGGGGAGGUGGAGAAUGUUCCGGGUCGAAGAAAAAAAGUAAAUUCGAGACGCAGGACGUGACUGGAGGAGGAUCGCACCUCCGAGGGCGCGGCUUUGGAGAAGGCCCUUCCCGCGGAGGAGGUUGGUCUGUACCUCUUAGUUGAUGAAAUUAACUAUAGACAAAGACCGGAAAUGACAAUAUUGAUGGGAAAUACUCCAACUUUUUUCUUGUAGAUUCAGGAGCGGAACAUUCGUGCGUUAAAGACAUUGCACGUUUAAGACGUUUAAUAAAACAAUCCGCGUCAUGCCAGCUAACGGGAAAACAACUUUAAAUGCGAUAAGUAAACCCAAAGAAGAUCCAGAAACAAUGUGUAUAGUUGUCAUGGCACCUAACUGGCCACACAAUCUACUGGAAAGAUACAAAAUAGCAACUGAUCGGACUUUCGUUGUGGAGGUUUAUGAUGACGUCAGAUACCAUUGGUCACUUGACGCUCCCACUCGGGAGGCUAGAUAAAACAGUUGAGGCACUACUUGCAGAAAUAAAAAGGCUAACAAAGGGGGAAAACGUUGACGUCAUGAAUCCAAAUGAUUUUCAUGUAACAUUGCGGUUAAAAAAAAACCAUUUCACGUCCUGAUCCAAGUUAUGGAGCAGUUGAAAAUUUAGGACCACUAAUUCUGUAAACAAUGGAACUUAAGAGGUUUCACAACAUCAAGCGGAAACACGGGAACACAAGUUAAAACAAUUACUGGAUGUAAUGAAAUUACUAAAUGCGUUAGUUAUUUGUAAAUGUGAAGCCAAAAAUAAUGGGCUUGAUAACGUGUCAAUCGGAAACAGGCUAGCAGAUGAAGCAGCCAAGGUAGCGGUUGUAAAUCAACGCAAUAAAGCUAAAAUAAUAGAUGAAAAACUUAAAGGCUAUCAGAACAUAGCAACGCAAACAGUAAAGCAAAAAUGGGCGAUGAAAGGUUUCUACCAAAAUUAUUGAUCAUAUGGGCAGCUGAAUUGAGCCACAUGAUUGUCAAGUGUCUACAGGGGGGAGGACUGAGUUGGUUAAUAAUUGGUUAAUAGACACUAUGAAAAUUGUGGCCCAAUGUCUUCAAUUCAUACUUGGAAAACAAAAAAUUUUUUUCUCAGUGUUUACUUUGCAUAAACAAUGUUAAGAGAGACCAAAAAGAGGGAGGUUUCUAGAACCAACUGAACUAUUUCAUACAUUGCACAUGUAUUAUAUAGAAUUAAAUAGACUGUUGGGGAAAAGAUAUUGCCUGGGGAAAAAAUAGAUGUAUUUUCUAGAUUAGUUAAGAUUUUUCGUAGCGUACAUGAGGACAGAAAAACAGUGAUUGCAUGUACAGACCCCAGUCUGCCAGACAAUUGGAAAAGACAAAUUGGACAAACUAGUAACAGACUGAUGCAGAAGGAAAGACUUUGCCACUUUUUAGACUGCUAGAUUUAACCCCAGGACCUGUUAAAGGUUCUGGCAGCAUUCCAGCUCACAUAGGGAAACAGUUUGAUCAAAGACAAGUUUGAGACAACAAUGAUCUGCCAGAAUGUUCCGAUCCACAGACUCUCAAGGUGCGGGUCGGAGACUUGGUCUUCCUGAAAGUGUUGCAGCGUGCCAGAUGGGACAGUGAACGCUGGGACGGCCCCUACACAGUUUCCUGACCACCCUGCAAGACCUUGGGAAACCUUGACCCUCUGACAUGCAACCUUCAAACCAAGCAGUCCAGAACACCGGCAUGUCAUCAGGACCGGCCUCGGGGGGUUCUGUGGAGGAGUAACCCUAUACUCCAAACUCCUGAUGGAAUGAAUCGGACGAUGUGCCCUCGUCACCCCCGUCCAAAAGUCCACAACGAUCGUGCUCGAUCAAAGACACAGCAACAUGACAGCUGAUGAAGAACCAAAGUCCAUUCGCCGAAGAAAAAGAUCCAUCUUGGCUGAGCUGCUCACCGACGCAAACGGAGUCCAUCCGGCAGCCGAGGAACAUUCCUGACAAGACCAAGCUCAUCGACGAAGGUUCUCUACAACUAUACCAACUUGGUACAGUCUAAGUACUCUGAGCAACUGCACGCGGUUUCCCUUACGGCUAUCCAGAAUAGGGAAGCCCUGGACAUGCUCCGCGCAGAGAAAGGUGGACUAUGCAGCUUCAUCAAGCAAAGAGGAUAAUGCUGUAAUUUGGUCCCACUCGACAUGGCAAAGAAUGGCUCAAUCUCCUAGCUCAAGGGACUGGUUCACCGAUUUCAAAGAGAAACUUCACCAUAACGAAGGAGUUCCUGAGAAUGCUAUCCUCAAGUGGUUCCAGGACAAGUUUGGCAGCUAGAAGAACAUCAUCUCCGCUAUCACUGCAAUGGCCUCCAUCCUGGCCGUUGUUCUCGUUCUCUCCUGUUGCUGUGUGCCCCUCUGCAAGUUUAACAUCAACCGCAUGCUCUCGAACAUGGACCAGAAGGUUAGCGCCAUGUUCAUCGCCCAUACCGUCCAGUACGAGUCCGUAGCCCAAGAUCACUAACGAGUCGGACUCUCUCGUCUAAAGUGGAGCGAUAUGGACAGGGACGAGUCGGACACUUUCGUCUAAAGCAGAACGAUUUGGACAGUGAUGAUACGGACAAUGUCGUCUAAAGCAGUUUCCCCAUUUUGGCCAUCCCGACUCUGCAACCCUAUGGACUCUCGAGAAAUAACACUGACGCGGCGAUCAUAAAUCGCUGAAAUAUGGCGUUCAAAAGAAUCCCAGCCUGUAUAUACACUUGCUCACCAUAUUAUUUCAAUGUUUUGUGUUCUAUGAAGCCAUGGCAAUGAAGCUGCUCUCGUCCCUAGUGCUAAUGGGGAGGGAAUAGGGCAAUUUUUUCCUACGUGCUUAGGUUUUUCUCCCCUAUCGUGGCAUUUUCAUAACUCCUGCUAAUGGAUAAUUGACGGGUCUGACACCAACCCCACUCUCGGGAAAGUUUAACUCUGAUGAAAGCUGAAAAGUUUUAAACCCACAACAGGAGGGAAAUGUGAGAUGUGCUUUAAUGUGUGUUUAAACUAGGUGUUAUGAUUAUGUUUUCUCUAUUCACGUAUGCUUUUUAGUGUUUACACAAUGGAAAGAGUAAAGUUUCUGUUUUCAGUAAAUGUCACCAUAAUGUUUCAUUCUGGUUUCUGUUCUCAGUAAAUGAUACAAUCUCGAUAAAACAAAACUUACGCAUGUGCAAUGAAUGCUCUCCAACUCCUUAAUAAAGGGCUGGCGCUCCUCAGGGAAGUUAGAUAAGCUUGAUGCGUCCCCCACGGCACGCAUCAAUCUCUCUCUCCUGACGGCCGUCAGUGUUAAAAGCUUUAUUUUCGUCUCAAGUCUGAUUCUCUCUCCGCCCUCCUCUAGGUCUUUAUUAUUUUGCUAGAUACAAGUAAGUUUAGACCCAACACCGACUCUGAAGUGAGUGCUUUCUGCGGGGCCGCGGGAACGAUAUUACGUAGCUCUUUGGUGAUUCGCUGAAAUCAGCGGCAAACACGCCCCUUACUUUUCGCGCAUCACGUGGAGCCGCCAUAUUUAAAAAACAACUACUCUGUCUGUAAAUUGUUGUUGUUGCCAGUAAGGAAAAACAAUGGAGCCAGGAAAAGCUCAAUGGAGCGACGAGGAGGUAAAAGCCCUCCUUGCUAUUUAUUCAACUGCGAGCGUCCAAAGAGGACUUGAGGGGUCGCAACACAACAUAAAAAUAUUUGCCGAGAUAAGUGCACAACUGGAGAAGGCUGGGGUUUACCACAGCGCAAAACAAUGUAGGGAAAAAAUGAAGAAACUGAAACAGGACUACAAGAAAAUCAAAGACCACAACAACCAGAGCGGGGCAUACAGAAAAACUGGCAAAUGGUAUGAGACGCUCGACCUCAUAUUGGACCACAGACCAGCAUAUGGGAACGCCGAAACAAAAGACUCCUCUGCUUCACUUUUGCGGUCGUUGACGCAGAAGGAGAACAACCCACCCUCCCAGCUGCUUGAAGAGCAAAACAGAUCUCUUUUAUCAAAUCCAAUUCCUGUUGCCUGCAGUACCCCUUGUCGCCCAUCAGAAACACCAAUGGCUUUAUCAAGCAAUCCCAUGCCCCCUCUGAGUGACAACCGCCAACCCGCAUCAGAAAACACCGUUGUGAUGUCCUGCCAUUCCUUGCCCCCACAAAGUGCCAGUACCAGUCAGCUUACAUCAGUCACUACACACCGGUUUCUUGCUUGUCCGGAUUCACAAAUAAUCAGCCAACGCCGCCCAGCUCCCAGCCCCCUUUGCCAUCCUAGACCUGCAAAGAGGAGAAAGAAUGACACACUGCUUGCAACUGUGCAGGAAUGGCAGGCUUCAGACGCAGAAUACCAAAGGCAACGAAAUGCACAAUUUGACAGGAUGCUGCAGGUGUUUGAAGAGCAAAAUCAACACAUUGAAAAGCAGUGUCAGGCUCUGCUGUUGAGUCCAGCCGGCAGCAUCAUAUGGUAAUGGAGGGUAUUCGGGACAUCAUGAACAGAAUGUCAAAUCGGCAUGACAAACCCUAAUUAAAAGAAAUUGGACUCAACCAAAUAUUUCACAUCUAAAUUUUUCUAUUGUUGCAGAGUGUGAGUUUUCUGUAAAAUAUAUUACUUU